Messenger RNA from Notothenia coriiceps (black rockcod), 389 nucleotides. Its product is annotated as centrosome-associated protein 350-like. Gene Ontology annotation, molecular function: microtubule binding. The annotation marks the transcript as partial. Lineage: Eukaryota; Metazoa; Chordata; Actinopteri; Perciformes; Nototheniidae. Gene Ontology annotation, cellular component: centrosome. Gene Ontology annotation, biological process: microtubule anchoring. The transcript is spliced from 2 exons. The record is from RefSeq and is a predicted model, not a curated record.
UAUUUCUUAAUGCUCUUCAUGUCUUUCAUUGUUGUAAAGCACUUUGAAUUGCCUUGCCUAAUCCAUUUGCUAAGUUUAUACUACAUAUUUAAACACCCUUUUCUCUCUGUCCUCCCCAGGCGGUGUUCGACCUGACGUGGGAGAUGCUUCAGGAGAUUUACAACGAGGAACCGAGCUCCGAUCAGCCUCAGUGGGUCAAACCACGGAGAGUCAGAUCCUCCUUCUUCCACAGAGUCAAAAGCUCAGGGGACCUCAACAAGAUCCAGGAGUUCAUCUCAGCAGAGGUCCUGAAAGUGUACGGUCUGAGUAAAGAUCACAGCCUGAAGACCGACUGGCAGAAGAUGCUCAAGUUUGGCAAAAAGAAGCGAGACCGAGUCGAUCACAUUCUG